ACGGUCUUCCUUCGUUUGCUGUGCCAAGUGAAUAAUUAACAAUUAAAAUGGCCAACCAAAGCAAACUGUUGACUGUAAACAUUGACCCUGAAGUCAUGAAGAAGGUGGUGAAGGCGUUGGUCUCCAACGCACUGAUGAAGGCAGCGGGGUGGGCGGUGGGCACCGCUUUUGAGGCGGUGCUCGUCUCCCGCAGCCUCCAGCACACCGUCGGCGCCUGGCACGCCGCGGGGCCGCACACCACGAGAGUCGGGCAGGUGCGCCAGCUCCUGGCCGACCUCUGGGUGCUGGCCGCCCCGCGGGACCCCCUCAGGGAGUGCGGCGUCCUUGCCGGCCAUGACGGCUGGUGGACGGUGUUCUGGGGCCUGGGGGAGGCGGGGGAGCGCCUCGCCUGCCUUCAGCAGAGGGUGGCGCUGGCCCACGAGGAGCACGAGGCCUUCACGAGAAACCUUGUGCGGGUCUGCGUGCUGCUCUUCACGGGCCUUGCGGGCUGGGCGCUGUGUGCGCUGCGGGGGGCGCGGCGACCACGGGAAACGGUGGCCGCUGCGGGCACUGCGGCGUGCACGGCGGGCCCAGAGGAGGAGGAGGAGUUUGCCUCGGCCGAGGAGGAGGAGGAGGGGGAGUACGCCUCGGCUGAGGAGGAGGAGGAGGAGGAGUAUGCCUCAGCUGAGGAGGAGGAGGAGCUGGAGGGGGAGUAUGCCUCGGCUGAGGAGGAGGAGGAGGAGGAGUACGCCUCGGCUGAGGAGGAGGAGGAGGAGGAGUAUGCCUCAGCUGAGGAGGAGGAGGAGGAGGAGGAGGAGGAGGAGGAGGAGGAGGAGGAGGAGAAAGAGGAGGAGAAAGAGGAGGAGGAGGAGAUAGAGUUUGCCUCACCUCUGGAGGAAGAAGAGAAGAAGCCUGAGGAUGCCACUGAAGUUGACACGAAGUUGCACGAAGAUGUAACCUGCACAGAAGAGGUGGCGAGCGUGACGGCUGUUCUGGAAGGCGAAGAUUCACGGCCAUCUGAAGACCCUCUGGAGGACAAGGUCGAGGACCGUCAGGAGGAAGUGCCUGACAGCCUCAGCGAUGCCUCCCAUCCGCCUCGUCCCGCCCAGCAAAACAAGGAAGUGGCGGCCAAGACCUGGGCCGAGGAGGUGGACGCCGCCUUCCCUGUCCCCGAAGAGUGCCUGCAGCACUUCGGCCCCGACGAGUGGUCGCUGGUGACCGGCCACAAGAAGAACCGAGGGAAGCACCAAGACGCGACGGGCCAGCAGGACGACACUCAGACCUGCUGCAGGCACUCAGGCACGCAGGCACCACCUUCAGGCACACAGGGCCGCCCUUCAGGCACACAGGGCCGCCCUUCAGGCACACAGGGCCGCCCUUCAGGCACACAGUCCCUACCUGCAGGGACUCAGCUCCAGGGUUCAAAGAGUCAAGGCCGCCCUUCAGGCGCGCGCAGAAGACAUCGUAAGCGCGCUUCAGGCACCCCGGGGCAGAAAGUGUCACCAAGAGCCCAGACUUACACUGUGGGGCCCCAGCCCGCGCCCCUCACCCGGUGCUGGGCCGCGGUGGUGAAGGCGGCCAGGCCCGAGGCGGCGGUGACACCCUGCCCUCCUAACACCCAGGCCCGCUCCUUAGGCACUCAGAGUCGCCCUUCAGGCAACCAGGCCCGUCAUCCAGGCAACCAGGCCCGUCAUCCAGGCAACCAGGCCCGUCAUCCAGGCAACCAGGCCCGUCAUCCAGGCAACCAGGCCCGUCAUCCAGGCAACCAGGCCCGCCAUCCAGGCAACCAGGCCCGUCAUCCAGGCAACCAGGCCCGUCAUCCAGGCAACCAGGCCCGUCAUCCAGGCAACCAGGCCCGUCAUCCAGGCAACCAGGCCCGUCAUCCAGGCAACCAGGCCCGUCAUCCAGGCAACCAGGCCCGUCAUCCAGGCAACCAGGCCCGCCAUCCAGGCAACCAGGCCCGUCAUCCAGGCAACCAGGCCCGUCAUCCAGGCAACCAGGCCCGUCAUCCAGGCAACCAGGCCCGUCAUCCAGGCAACCAGGCCCGUCAUCCAGGCAACCAGGCCCGUCAUCCAGGCAACCAGGCCCGUCAUCCAGGCAACCAGGCCCGCCAUCCAGGCAACCAGGCCCGUCAUCCAGGCAACCAGGCCCGCCAUCCAGGCAACCAGGCCCGCCAUCCAGGCAACCAGGCCCGUCAUCCAGGCAACCAGGCCCGCCAUCCAGGCAACCAGGCCCGUCAUCCAGGCAACCAGGCCCGCCAUCCAGGCAACCAGUCCGGCCCUUCAGUUCAGGGUCCACCUCAUGGUUAGUUCCACGCCUGAUGAUGAUGACAAAAGUUUCAUUUGAAGGGAGUUUCACAAUUUUCUGUAUAUCUCAUGAUUUCUUGACUUCACAAUUUACCAGACUUAUCAGAGUUUAAUAUUUUAGGG
This is a messenger RNA of Eriocheir sinensis (Chinese mitten crab), 2408 nucleotides long. Its product is annotated as golgin subfamily A member 6-like protein 2. The transcript has a single exon. NCBI's taxonomy places the organism in Eukaryota, Metazoa, Arthropoda, Malacostraca, Decapoda, Varunidae. The coding region runs from base 48 to 2288 and encodes 746 amino acids. The record is from RefSeq and is a predicted model, not a curated record.